Molecule: messenger RNA, 1767 nt
Organism: Morchella importuna
Lineage: Eukaryota; Fungi; Ascomycota; Pezizomycetes; Pezizales; Morchellaceae
Exons: 1
Coding region: 1-1767 (588 amino acids)
Source: RefSeq, a predicted model, not a curated record
AUGUCCUACUACACCAUCCCUAUCUACGACCUUACCAUAUCCACCUACGUCCCGACCCCCGCCCCCCUCCCCAACACGUACUUCCUCCCCCCUCCGCCCGCCACCCCCAACGCCCACCUCCGCACCCGCGCCGCCUCCGCGCCCCCCCGCCUCCAAGGCAACCCCGCCGCUCGCGCCAUCCACAACGUCCCCGCCACCCACCGCGCCCACUUCUUUGUCCCCGCCGACAUCUCCCUGUGCCGGCUCCGCACGGCAUGCAACUACCUCAAUAUCCCCUACACCGCCAGCUGCACCAUCGGCUCCCUGGCUUCCCGGCUUGUGGUGCGCAUGUGGCGACUGCAGCCACUCCCGCAUCGUGUGUUGUCGGCGGAGCCGCUGGAUGGCUUUUGGACCGUGCCCAGGAGGAUCAUGAGUCAGAGGGGCGAGGGGCCGUAUUUGUGGGGGGCCGUGCCGCUGCCGUGUCAGGAGAUGGUGAGGUAUGGGCCUGUCGAGGAUGCGAGUGAUAGGGAGGAUUUGGAGUCGAGUGGGAGGGGGAGUAUGGGGGGGAGUGAGGAGGCGUAUAGUAGUGAUCCGGACGAGGGCAGUGAGCACAGUGGGGAGAGCGGGGACAGCGGGGAUAGUGAGGUCGGUAAAGGCAGCCAGGACGGCGAAGGAAGCCAGGACAGCGAAGGCAGCCAGGAGAGCGAAGGCAGCCAGGACGGUGAAGGCAGCAAGAAAUCAAAUUCAGAGGACGGGGAGGAGCACCACGAAACCAAUGCCGGUGAAGGUGGUGGUGAUGAUCACGAUGAUCCUCUUAAAGUUGAGGGUGGUGACCAUUCCCCAACUUCUGACAACGCCAACGACGACGACAACGACAACACCGGCAACGACAACGACUAUGAUCUCUACGAAUCCCCGGGAGAAAUCGAGAGCUACGUAUACACCGACGGCAUCUCCCCCGCUCCCGAGGACACCCUCCAGAACCGUGCUCCCAAUACUUUCAGCAGACUCUAUAUCCUCCAAGAGCAGCUCCAGCACCUCUCACGGGCGUGGGAUCACCUCGAAACGUUCGUUCCCAACGUGAACGCGCAGGCGCAGUACAGGACCUUCAAUGUCGUCAACGGCGCCGUAGACACGUCCCAGGAUGUGGAUGACGAGUGGAGUGAGCUUAUGGCGGACAUUGAUCGCACCCGCGGUGCCUUCAACGAGCCGCGGGCGAGGCUUACGGAUGCGUGUGGUCCGACGUGGCAGCAGUCGCUUGAUGGUAUCGUGGAGGAGGAGGAAGAGGAGGAUGGGGAGGACUGGGAUAGGGAUGGGAGGACGGUGACGCACUAUUGUGAUGCGUGGGAGCGGCCGGUGCAGCAGACGCAAGACGUAGCACCACCAGCACCCGCGGCGGAAUCGUCUUCUGCGCCUUCUGAGUCUGCUAUGCCCACAAAUGUGGACGUCGUGCAGGAUAUUGAGAUGCAGAACGAUAGCCUGCACAACCUCGAGAGGAGUGGUUCUGUGCAUGGAGUUCAUAUUACAAGGAUUUCGGCCGCGCUGGAGAAAGAUUUGAGGCGGAGACAGAAGGCAAGGCUUUUCAAGAAGGAUACGUGGCUCUCGCCGCCGGAGUUGGACUAUGUGGGGGUUGUGAGGAGGCGUGUAUGGGGGUCUCUCGAGCCGCAGGAUGGGGCGGAGGUGCCAUUUUUGAGGUUGCCGUCGCCGGGGAUGGAGGUUGGGGGGAGUGGUGGGGGCUUGUGGGAGGUAGAGUGGAAGUGGAGGUUGUGGUUGUGGUUGUGGUUGUAG